Dendroctonus ponderosae (mountain pine beetle) is the source of this 8025-nucleotide messenger RNA. Its product is annotated as dynein beta chain, ciliary-like. Bases 62 to 7933 code for a protein of 2623 amino acids. Gene Ontology annotation, biological process: microtubule-based movement. The record is from RefSeq and is a predicted model, not a curated record. Gene Ontology annotation, molecular function: minus-end-directed microtubule motor activity; dynein light intermediate chain binding; dynein intermediate chain binding. NCBI's taxonomy places the organism in Eukaryota, Metazoa, Arthropoda, Insecta, Coleoptera, Curculionidae. Gene Ontology annotation, cellular component: dynein complex. The transcript has 9 exons.
GUUUUGGAUUUGUUCCUGUUUUAGAUGUUAUAUUACAUUGUCUCAAAGUUUGCAUUUGAUAAUGGGCGGGGCUCCAGCUGGGCCUGCCGGUACUGGAAAAACAGAAACUACCAAAGACCUUGGCAAAGCUCUUGGUAUGAUGGUGUACGUAUUUAAUUGUUCGGAGCAAAUGGAUUACAAAUCCAUUGGCAAUAUUUAUAAGGGAUUGGCUCAGACAGGUUGCUGGGGUUGCUUUGACGAGUUUAACAGAAUAUCAGUGGAGGUAUUGUCAGUGGUUGCSGUUCAAGUGAAAUUAAUUCAGGACGCAAUCAAAGACCAGAAGAAAAUAUUUUUCUUUUUAGGUCAAGAUAUUGGAUUAAUACCCACGGUUGGCCUUUUUAUAACGAUGAACCCAGGUUAUGCAGGUCGAACGGAGUUGCCCGAAAAUCUGAAGGCGCUGUUUCGGCCUUGUGCCAUGGUGGUCCCAGAUUUUGCCCUCAUUUGCGAAAUCAUGUUGGUCGCAGAAGGCUUUCAAGAGGCUCGACUUUUAGCCCGAAAGUUCAUAACCCUCUAUACACUAUGUAAGGAAUUGCUCACGAAACAAGACCAUUAUGACUGGGGGCUGAGAGCCAUAAAGUCUGUAUUAGUAGUUGCUGGGUCGCUAAAAAGAGGUGACAAGCAAAGACCGGAAGACCAAGUACUUAUGAGGGCGUUGAGAGAUUUCAAUAUCCCAAAAAUUAUUACUGAUGAUAUGCCGGUUUUUAUGGGAUUGAUUGGUGACUUAUUUCCUGCUCUGGAUGUGCCCAGAAAACGCAAUAUAGAUUUUGAAAAAAUGAUUAAACGAACUGCGGUCGAAAUGAAACUGCAACCAGAAGAUGGUUUUAUUCUGAAAGUAGUUCAACUUGAGGAACUUUUCGCCGUUAGACACUCGGUAUUUAUAAUAGGCUUUGCUGGCACUGGAAAGUCAAUGGUCUGGAAGUGUCUUAUUAAGACUUACGCAAAUCAGAAGCGGAAACCGUUAUACAACGACCUUAAUCCAAAAGCUGUGACCAAUGACGAGUUAUUCGGUGUGAUCAAUCCUGCCACCAGAGAGUGGAAAGAUGGCUUGUUCUCUGUUAUUAUGAGAGAUCAGGCGAAUUUAAGCGGAGAGGGCCCUAAAUGGAUUGUGCUUGAUGGAGACAUCGAUCCUAUGUGGAUCGAGUCACUUAACACCUUAAUGGAUGACAACAAAGUACUUACUCUUGCCAGUAAUGAACGCAUCGCGCUCACUCGUAGCAUGAGGCUGUUAUUUGAAAUUGCUAAUUUGCGGACGGCAACACCGGCAACUGUUUCCAGAGCUGGUAUUUUAUACAUUAAUCCUGCAGAUCUCGGCUGGAACCCAUUUAUUGCAUCCUGGAUUGACACGCGAACAAUACAAAGCGAAAAGGCUAAUCUGAUGAUCCUGUUUGAUAAAUACGUACCGCCUUGCCUCGAAGCUGUGCACAAAAAGGUUAAGAAAAUAACGCCUAUAUCCGACAUUGCUCAUUUAACCAUGCUGGUUAGUCUCCUAGACUGCUUUUUAACACCCGAAAACGUUCCCCCUGAUUGUCCUAAAGAGUGGUACGAAAUCUAUUUCGUGUUUUGCGUGGUUUGGUCGUUUGGUUCCGCGCUAUUUCAAGAUCAAAUCAUCGAUUGGCGGAACGAGUUUAGCAAGUGGUUUACUAACGAGUUUAAGACUGUUAAGUUUCCAAUUGGUGGCAAUGUUUUCCAAUACUACAUCGAAGAAGAAAACAAACGGUUUGUGCCAUGGACGGAGUUAGUUUCUCCGUUUGAACUCGACACAGAUAUUCCCUUGCAAGCUACUUUAGUGAAUACUGCAGAAACCAGCAGGAUCAGAUUUUUUAUCGAUCUGUUGGUAUCUAUGAGGGUCCCGGUCAUGCUUGUGGGUCCUGCUGGUAGUGGAAAGUCGGUGAUUAUCCAAGAGAAGCUUAAUUCGCUGACUGAGCACUAUGCAGUGACAAACGUGCCAUUUAACUUUUACACAACAUCUGAGAUGUUGCAACAAAUUUUGGAAAAACCUCUUGAGAAGAAAGCUGGAAAAGUGUAUGGGCCACCUGGCAACAAAACCAUGAUUUACUUUAUUGACGACAUGAAUAUGCCAGAAGUGGACAAGUACUUCACUGUGCAGCCACACACACUUCUGAAACAAUUCAUGGAUUAUCAGCACUGGUACGACAGGCAAAAGUUGAGUUUGAAGGAAAUUCACAAUGUUCAGUUUUUAUCGGCAAUGAAUCCGACUGCCGGAUCAUUUACUAUCGAUCCCAGGCUGCAACGGCAUUUCUGUGUAUUUGCUGUCAGUUUCCCGUCGGAAGAGAAUUGCCUUCACAUUUACAACUCAAUUCUCUCUCAGCAUUUAGCCAAUCCUCAAAAUAAGUUCAACGCUGUGAUACAAAAGUUAUGCCCAAUAAUUGUGCAGGCGGCCUUUUCCUUACACACCAAAGUCGGACAGACGUUCUUGCCCACUGCUGUUAAGUUUCAUUAUACAUUUACGCUUCGCGACUUGUCGAAUAUUUUCCAAGGAAUGCUCUUUGCUCAUGGCCCGGCCAUUUCCAACCAGACGGCGUUUAUAAGACUUUGGAUGCAUGAAGCCAACAGGGUAUAUGGAGACAAAUUGGUUGAAAAGCGCGAUAUGGACACGUUCAAUAAACUGAUAAUCGACUCGGUGAAAAAGGGUUUUGAGGAACUUGAUGAAAAUACGGUUUUUGAAAAGCCCUUAAUAUUUUGCCACUUUGCCGAAGGCAUUGGAGAUCCGAAAUACUUUCCAAUACUCGAUUUUGAUCACUUGAGUCAUCUGUUGCAUGAAGCAUUGAACGGAUACAAUGACUUGGUGGCAGCAAUGAAUCUGGUCUUGUUCGAAGAUGCCAUGUACCAUAUUUGUCGAAUAAAUCGCAUUUUGGAAGCACCAAGAGGCAACGCCUUGCUUGUGGGUGUUGGAGGUUUUGGAAAGCAAUCGCUUACCAGGUUGGCGGCUUUCAUAUCGUCAUUCGAAGUUUUUCAAAUCCAGCUCAAAAAGGGAUAUGCUAUGGCUGAUAUGAAGGCCGAUAUAGCGGGGCUCUACAUGAAAGUGGGACUCAAAAGUGUCGGCAUAGUUUUUUUGAUGACUGAUGCCCAAGUUCCCGAUGAAUCUUAUCUUGUGUUAAUAAAUGAUGUCUUAGCGUCAGGAGAAAUAAGUGAACUACUUCCCGACGAGAAUGUGGAGAACGUCAUCAGCGCAAUGCGCGGCGAGGUUAAAAGUGUUGGACUGCAAGAUACCAGAGAGAACUGCUGGAAGUUUUUCAUUGAUAGAGUCAGGCGACUUUUAAAAAUAGUUUUGUGCUUCUCGCCGGUGGGUUCAACUCUGCGAGUGCGAGCCAGAAAGUUUCCGGCUCUUGUUAACUGCUCCUCGAUAGACUGGUUCCAUGAUUGGCCCACCGAAGCUUUGCAAUCUGUAUCUCGUAGAUUUUUAGCAGAAAUCGAAGUACUGCCACCAGAACUCGUCAACUCUGUAUCUCUAUUCAUGUCCUUUGCACACGGCGUUGUAAACACUUUUUCGGAAAUUUACCUGUUGAAUGAAAAACGCUACAACUAUACCACCCCUAAGUCGUUUUUAGAACAAAUCGAUCUGUACAGAAAACUGUUGACGGAGAAAACUGCAGACAUACACAACAACAUUACAAGACUGCAAAACGGUUUAACCAAAUUGGCAUCCACUUCCGAAGAAGUGGACGGAUUGAAAGACGUAUUGGCUGUACAAGAGGUGGAGCUGAAUGAAAAAAAUGCAGCUGCAACUGCUCUUAUUGACGUUUUGACCAUCGAAAAUGAAAAGGUUGCCAAAGAACAAGAUACAGCUAGUGAAGAAGAAGCGAAAGUUAAGGCCAUUGAAGAAGACGUGUCGGCUAAAGCAAAAAUUUGUGCGGAAGAUUUAGCAAAGGCGGAACCCGCACUAGUUGCAGCCCAACAAGCCUUAAAUACGCUAAACAAAAACAAUCUGACUGAGUUAAAAUCUUUUGGUAGCCCUCCAGAGGCUGUGGUUUCGGUAUGCGCUGCUGUUCUCGUGUUGUUUUCGAAAAAAGGAAAAAUUCCCAAAGAUCGCAGCUGGAAGGAAUGCAAAUCGAUGAUGAAUAAAGUCGAUCAAUUUUUGAACGACCUGAUUACUUAUGAUAAAGAAAACAUGCAUCCGGACACUGUUAAAGCCACACUUGAAUAUCUGAAAGAUCCGGAAUUUAGUCCGGAAAAAAUUCUCACCAAGUCAGCGGCUGCAGCAGGUUUAUGUGCAUGGGUGAUUAACAUUAUUAAGUUCUACGAGGUGUUUGUGGUAGUAGAGCCCAAGCGGAAGGCUUUGGCUCUAGCCAAUAAAGAGCUUUCUGAUGCGAGGGGAAGACUUUCAGAAUUGAAGCUGAAAUUGGAUCAAUUGGAGAAACAGUUGGGUGUGCUGAGAGCAGAUUUUGAAGAAGCCACAAAUGCUAAGUUGAAAUGUCAAGCUGAAGCAGAUGCCACUACGCAAAUGAUCGAUCUAGCUAACCGACUGGUUAAUGGCUUAGCGUCAGAGAAUAUCCGUUGGAGGCAACUUAUAAAAGAUUUCAAUGCCUCAAUUAUAACUAUCCCAGGAGAUAUGUUAUUAGUUACAGCCUUUCUUUCGUAUCUCGGAUGUUUUAUGAAGAAGUAUAGAACGGAUAUGUUAGACAAGCAUUGGAUGCCAUAUUUCAAAACAUUAGAAGUUCCAAUUCCUAUGACUCCCGGUUUGGAUCCAAUGAAUCUGUUGGCAGAUGAUGCCAAAAUUGCCCAGUGGAAUAACGAGGGUCUUCCAACCGAUCGCAUGUCUGCGGAAAAUGCUAGUAUAUUAACUAAUUCGAGUCGUUGGCCAUUGAUGAUUGAUCCCCAGUUGCAGGGUAUAAAAUGGAUUAAAACUAAAUUCGGAGAAAAUUUAAGAGUGGUGAGAACAACUCAAAGAACGUAUCUAGAUGUUAUUGAAGAUUGCAUUUCCAAGGGCCAAACUGUGUUGAUUGAAAAUAUUGGAGAAAACUUGGAUGCUGUUUUAGAUCCAGUGCUUGGCAGAGUGUUGAUUAAAAAAGGAAAAGCAAUUAAAAUGGGCGAUAAGGAAGUAGACUACGAUCCCAAUUUCAGGUUGAUAUUACAUACAAAGCUUGCAAAUCCCCAUUAUAAGCCUGAAAUUCAGGCUCAAACCACCCUGAUUAAUUUUACUGUAACACGUGAUGGGCUGGAAGAGCAACUGUUGGCCGAAGUGGUCAAGGUGGAACGACCAGAUUUGGAGCUACUGAAAUCAUCGCUUACUAAGCAGCAAAACGACUUUAAGAUUACGCUGAAAACGUGUGAAGAUAAUCUUCUUUAUAAAUUGUCUUCAGCAACUGGGAACAUAUUAGGUGAUGUCGAGCUGGUCCUUAAUUUGGAAACAACUAAAAAAACGGCUAAUGAAAUUGCCAUUAAAGUGGAAGAAGCUAAAGUGACCUCAGUUAAAAUCGACGAAGCUCGGGAACAAUAUCGUCCAUGUGCAGCCAGGGCUUCGCUUCUGUACUUCAUUCUAAACGACUUAUUUAGAAUAAAUAUGAUAUAUCAAUUCUCCCUGAAAGCUUUCAGUGUGGUGUUUCGCGAUUCCCUCAAGAGAGCAGAGCCAGCUGAAAAACUCAAAGAUCGAGUGGUUAAUUUGCUGGAGAGUAUUUCGUUUUCAGUUUUCAUGUACACUUCUAGGGGUCUGUUCGAGUGUGACAAGCUAACGUUCAUGGCUCAAAUGACCUUCCAAAUUUAUAUACAAUUGGGCGAAAUUAUGCCUGAUGAACUCGAUUUUUUGCUCAGAUUUCCUGUCAUUGCCAAUCUAAAUUCACCAGUGGAUUUUUUAAAUAAUAUUUCUUGGGGAGGCAUUAAAGCACUGUCACUAAUGGACGAAUUCAGAGGACUGGACAAAGACUUAGAAGGAUCAGCAAAGCGUUGGCGGAAGUUUGUUGAAAGCGAAUGCCCGGAAAAGGAAAAAUUCCCGGGAGAAUGGAAAAACAAAACAACAUUACAAAGGUUAUGCAUAAUGCGAUGUUUGAGGAAUGAUAGAAUGACGUAUGCUGUUCGCUUGUAUAUCGAGGAAAAAUUAGGCACUCGAUACGUAACAGCCAGAACGGUUGGUUUCGAAAAAUCCUAUGAGGAAACCAGCGCUCAAACGCCAGUGUUUUUCAUUCUUUCGCCUGGCGUGAACCCGUUGAAGGAUGUGGAAAUGAUGGGAAAGAAGUUGGGUUUCACAUUCGACAUUGGCAAUUUUCAUAGCGUUUCGUUGGGUCAAGGGCAGGAAAUUGUUGCGGAAAAUGCCAUGGAUCUAGCCGCUCAAGAUGGACAUUGGGUAAUUCUUCAGAACAUUCAUCUGGUCGUCAAAUGGUUAGCUACUUUAGAGAAGAAAAUGGAACAGUGUUCUGAAGGAGGUCAUGAAAAAUACAGAUUGUAUCUAAGUGCUGAGCCAUCGUCUGAUCCGCACUCUUGCGUGAUACCACAAGGGAUACUAGAGUGUUCCAUUAAGAUAACAAACGAACCACCCACUGGCAUUAAUGCCAAUUUGCACAAAGCUCUGGACAAUUUUAAUCAGGAAACACUGGAAAUGUGUUCCAAAGAGGCCGAAUUUAAGGCCAUUCUAUUCGCUCUUUGCUACUUCCAUGCCGUGGUAGCCGAGCGGCGGAAAUUUGGGCCUCAGGGCUGGAAUCGAAACUAUCCGUUCAAUGUUGGCGACUUAACCAUCAGCGUCAGCGUUUUGUAUAACUAUUUAGAGAGCAAUAACAAGGUACCAUUUGAAGAUCUACGCUAUCUUUUUGGUGAAAUAAUGUACGGCGGUCAUAUUACGGAUGACUGGGACAGGCGAUUGUGCAGAAACUAUUUACUAACAUACAUGCAGCCGGAGCUGAUCGAGGGAGAGCUACAGUUGGCCCCUGCAUUCUUUGCGCCACCGAAUACCGAUUACAUAGGAUACCAUCGUUAUAUCGAUGAUCGACUGCCUGCAGAAAGUCCGUAUCUCUAUGGCCUGCAUCCGAACGCUGAAAUUGGAUUUUUGGCGAGCACCUCGGAAAAUAUGUUUCGAACAAUAUUUGAAAUGCAGCCCCGAGACUCGAGCGCCGCUGCUGGCAGUGGAAUGUCUCGCGAAGAUAAGGUACGAAGCACACUGGAAGAAAUAUAUGAUAAACUCCCUGAAGAAUUCCCAGUCCAAGAAAUGAUGGCCAAAGUUGAAGAGCGGACACCCUACAUAAUUGUGGCGUUUCAAGAAUGCGAAAGAAUGAACACUUUGACGCGAGAAAUGAAGCGAUCCUUAAAAGAGCUCGAUUUGGGCCUAAAGGGAGAACUAACUAUAACGUCCGAUAUGGAAGUGCUUGAAGAAGCUCUAUUUAUGGAUGCGGUGCCCGAGUCCUGGUCAGUCAAAGCGUACCCAAGCUUGUUGCCACUUGGCCAAUGGGUUGGGGACCUUUCGUUAAGAAUCAAAGAACUAGAAGGCUGGACAACCGACUUUUCGAUGCCAGCCGCAGUUUGGCUGGGUGGGUUCUUCAAUCCUCAAUCUUUCCUAACUGCAAUCAUGCAACAAACUGCUCGCAAAAACGAAUGGCCUCUGGAUAAAAUGUGCCUGAUGACGGAUGUUACUAAAAAGCAAAAGGAGGACUUUAACUCUGCUCCAAGAGAAGGUGCCUAUGUGCAUGGACUGUUUAUGGAAGGCGCUAGAUGGGACAUUCAGUUAAACAGUAUUUCCGAUUCAAAACUGAAAGAGCUGUUCCCAGUAGUGCCUGUAAUUUUUAUUAAGGCAAUUACGCAGGACAAACAGGAUUUACGAAAUAUGUAUGAUUGUCCCGUAUACAAAACGCGAAUGAGAGGUCCGACCUUUGUUUGGACAUUCAAUUUGAAAACCAAGGAUAAAGCAUCCAAAUGGACUUUGGCUGGUGUGGCCAUCCUACUUCAAGUUUAAUCAAUUGUUUGUUACAGUUUUUGUUGAUUUUAUGACAGGUUUAUAUAAAUGUUAUUAGCUUAAAAUAAUUGUUAAUAAAAUGGUUGAUUGAA